Spinacia oleracea (spinach) is the source of this 3166-nucleotide messenger RNA. Its product is annotated as disease resistance protein RPS2. Gene Ontology annotation, molecular function: protein binding; ADP binding. The transcript has 3 exons. Bases 274 to 2577 code for a protein of 767 amino acids. The record is from RefSeq and is a predicted model, not a curated record. Lineage: Eukaryota; Viridiplantae; Streptophyta; Magnoliopsida; Caryophyllales; Amaranthaceae.
UUGGAAAUAAAAGACUAUUUAAUUUUGAGGUGAGAUUGCUUCCUUCCUUCCUUCCUGAGUAGUUCUACCUGCUUCCUUCCUAGAAAGUUAGACUUUUGAAUGUGAACGGAAGUUUUCCACGAACCGACAUCCAAGUAUAAAUUUAAAGAGAUUGGAGGACAUUUAAAUUUGGUGUUUCAAAUACUAGAUUCUUUCCAAUUUGACUCGUUCAAUAUUGCCUCCGAUCCGAUCCUCAUUUCUUUAACCAAGGAACCAGAUCAAAGUGCUGAUCAGAUGAACAUCAGAGUACCUUUACUUGAUUCAUUAUUGGCCAUGGUAAAGAAUUUCCCUGAUGCAUCAUGUAAUGGAAGGCUCAGAAGCAGAGCUGAGUAUCUUGAUAAGCAUCCUGAAACAAACAAUGAUCAUUCACAACCUCAUAAACGCAGAAAACUGCAGAAAUCCCUGUGCAUCAAUUCUGAGCUUGUUAUGAAGAUAAUUGAAUGGUUAAGAAACGAUGAGAUAACUUCCAUUGGUGUUUAUGGAAUGGGUGGGGUCGGAAAAACCACCCUUGCAACACAUCUCCACACCAAUAUUACUGAUAAUAUUACUGAUCAUAUUGCUUGGAUCUCUGUUGGGAUGGAUUUUACUGUAUACCAAUUACAGCAGAAAAUUAUCGACGCUUUCAACCUUGAUUUUCGGAAUGAUAAGGAUGUGAUCAGAAGAGCGGGAAUCAUACAUGCAUUUUUGUCCUGCAAAAGAAAAUGCAUACUCUUCCUUGAUGAUAUAUGGGGUGAAUUUCGCCGUGAGGAAGUUGGCAUUCCCAAGAAAUGCAAACUGGUUAUUGUUACUCGUUUACUGGAUGUUUGUCGUAUGCUUCAUUGCCAGAAACUCAUUAAAGUUGAGCCACUCUCAGAGGAAAAGAGUUGGCAGCUGUUUCACCAUACAAUAGGAGGAUAUGGUGUUUUAGAUUCCAAACAAGACUUCUCUUCUGUAAACUCUCUUAGGAAGCUUGUGUAUUAUGAGUCUGCAGGUCUCCCUCUUGCUAUAGUUGCAUUGGCCAACAACAUGAGGAAGGAAGUCCUUGAAAAUGUUGAUCUCAUUUCUAUGAGGUCGUCCCAGUUGGAAUGUAUGCUCAGUCAAUUGAAGUUGUCUUAUGAUAGAUUGAACAACAUCAAGUUACAGACUUGUUUCUUGUAUUCUGCAUUAUACCCUAAAGGUUAUUCCAUCAGUAAAGAAGAGUUAAUACGUCUUUGGAUUGGAAAGGGGAUCAUAGAUGAUGUGCCAUCGUUACAAGUACAGUACGAUAUGGGCCAUUCGAUCUUGAACAAGCUUCUCAACUCUUGUUUGCUGGAAACUUGUCAAGAAGAUAAAGGGAGUGUUAAGAUGCAUGAUCUUGUUAGGCGUAUGGCUCUUUCCAUUUCCAGAGAUGAGUUCAUGGUGAAAGAUGGUGUACCUUCAAAGUUGGAGUUCAGUGAGAAUCUCAAUCUCUCUGUUGCUUCCUUGAUUAAGUCGUCAAUUUCACUGAUCCCAUGUGGUAUUUCUCCCAAGUGUACCAAUCUCUCAAUCUUACUUUUGAAACACAACCCUCUCGAGGUAAUCCCAGAAUCAUUUUUCUUGCACAUGCGUUGCCUUCGUGUUCUGAAUCUAUCUGAUACUCGUAUUACUAGACUUCCCAGUACUAUUGAGGCUUUAGAAGAGCUUCAAGUCCUAGAUCUUAGCAGUUGUCAGAAACUGAAACAAGUGCCCCCACUGUCAAAACUUGUUAAACUAAAGUUCUUGGACCUCUCUGAAACUGCAGUUGAGCAGGUUCCUCGCUGUCUUGAAAUGUUAGAAAGGCUCACAGAGCUCAACCUAUCAUCUAUACCUGAACCAAAACAGUUUCCUAAGGGGUUCUUGUCUACCCUAUACAGCUUAAAGAGUCUGUCUUAUCAUGUUGAAGGCAUAAUUCAUGAGCUUCAACAUCUGAAAUCAUUGGACAUUCUUGAUGCUACAUUUGACAAUCUUUCUGACCUGAGUAUUUACGUAAGGUCACAGCAUUGGCGCACAUUAGAGUGCUUCCAUUUACAGGUUGGUAAACAAAUAACACCGAGGAAAUCAUACAGCAGAGGAGUAUCCCUUCAUGGCUGUAUCUUGAAUGAAAAAACUCUGCUAAUACCAGAUGACAUUCGAGAGCUUUAUGUUGAUGAUUGCAGGGGUUUCUGCAGCCUAUCUGAUAUCCUGUGUCACAACAAUGUUUCAACCCUAGAAAUAUGCAGCAUUAGUAGAUGCCAAGAUGUUGAGAAACUUCUUACACGAGGUUGUAUACAGAAUCUACAGUACCUUGAAUCAUUAAAGGUUGAAGAAUGUCCACAGUUAAAAGACUUAAUAGUAGAGGAGGAGGUUGGCAAACCUGCUGUCAUUGAUCUCCCACAACUGAAGGAGCUAGUUCUCACCUCGUUACCUCAACUGAAUAACAUCUAUGAGGGUCGACUAGUUUGUACUUCUCUUCGGUUAUUUACAGUAAUGGACUGUCUAAACCUGAAGCGCCUUCCAUUCUCCUAUACCAAAGAUGGCUUGUGUUCCCCCAAUUUCUGGAUCUGGAAUAUUGUUGGAGCGUGAAUUUGCCUUCGCUAUUGCAGCAACCCAUGUGUUAGGGUUUCACCAUUAAAGUAUUAAAUCGAAUUUCUCUCUCGUCUCUCAUUGUUGAGUGUAGAUUCGAAGAGUUUUCUCUCUCCUCUUGAUUGUAGAUUCGAAGGCUUUCUACCGGCCCUCUUCUCUGUGCUCUUGGAUGGUGUCUCCUCUCGCGUUUCUCUCUCAUCUCGCGUUUCUUUCUCUUGAUCCGUUGUUUUUUUUUUUUUGGAAAUAAAGAGUGACUUGAUCCGUUGUUUACGUUUGAGAAAAUGAGUUUCUUCAAAAAAAAAAAACAAAAAAAAAAAUGUCGCACGUGUGUGUUACGCGCGGUUGGAUGUACAUUAAAAAUACUGUAGAUCGGGGGAAUGCAAAAUACUUGUCUUUUAUUCCGUAACUGAAUUUCGUUUAUCUCCUAACAGAUUUAACAUAUAAAUCAGGUUUAGGUAAUAGUGUUUAUCUCAUACUCCUUCCGUUCCAAAAUGUUUGUUACGUAUUCCUUUUAGGUUGUUUCAAAAUGUUUGUUACAUGGGGGAAUCUUUCCUUUUAUAAACUUAUUAUAAUAUUAUUUUUUGUGCCA